AUGAGCGAAAUUUGUAAAAAUAAUCAUCUCUUCACCGACUCUUCGUCAUCUUCACUCUUCAAAUGUACUCACUCUCAUCCAUAUCUGUUUAACAACUCUCGCGUAUCUUUCUUGAUCAUUCGUCUCUCUGCUUUUUCAUCUUCUUCAGCUAAUGAAGGAGUUGUGUUUGGUAUUUUCUUAGGUGUAUCAUUUCCUACACUUCCAUUAUCCAAGGUGAAGUUACCUUCUAAUCUUUUGGGGUUAAUUGAUCUCACUUACAUUGAGGACAAGUAUUCAGGCUUCUCAACCGAAUAUCCAUUAAAUGUAUUGUCUAUCUUAGGAGCCACAAAGGUCGUUCACAAAGGCAUUCUGACACAAAGGUUGAUCUUAUUUCUGAUUAUGAUGUAUUGGCUUUGGACUCUGUAUCAGGUUUACACUUUGAAUAUUCCUAUUUAUCCGUUGCUGCUCCACACUAUAAAGAAGACUAAAUGGCAUGUAAAUAUGUAAUGUAAACAACACUAACGGUAACCGAACGUACGUUAAUCAUAAAAUAUUUAUAUGUGAAUAAUAUAUGCCAAUCAUAUAAUAUUUAUGUGUAAAUAAUA
This is a messenger RNA of Capsicum annuum, 584 nucleotides long. RefSeq lists its product as uncharacterized. Lineage: Eukaryota; Viridiplantae; Streptophyta; Magnoliopsida; Solanales; Solanaceae. The transcript is spliced from 6 exons. The record is from RefSeq and is a predicted model, not a curated record. The coding region runs from base 1 to 486 and encodes 161 amino acids.